This is a messenger RNA of Vespula vulgaris, 2765 nucleotides long. Its product is annotated as probable cytochrome P450 305a1. Gene Ontology annotation, biological process: xenobiotic metabolic process. The transcript is spliced from 8 exons. The record is from RefSeq and is a predicted model, not a curated record. Gene Ontology annotation, molecular function: iron ion binding; heme binding; oxidoreductase activity, acting on paired donors, with incorporation or reduction of molecular oxygen, reduced flavin or flavoprotein as one donor, and incorporation of one atom of oxygen. Bases 989 to 2464 code for a protein of 491 amino acids. Gene Ontology annotation, cellular component: intracellular membrane-bounded organelle; cytoplasm. Lineage: Eukaryota; Metazoa; Arthropoda; Insecta; Hymenoptera; Vespidae.
AAAGUAUAUCCAAAUAUGUGCGAUAUGCGAGAAAAAAUACGUUAAUCGAUGAAUGUCUUUAUGCAGAUAUCACACGUAUAAAUAUGAGGUGGAAAUAACUUUUAUGCUUUCCAUGUAACAAGGGAUAUAUUGUUCCUUCGGUUACUUGCGGUAAGUGUCUAAGAGCAAAAGGGUAUGUAUAUAGUAAAAAGUUGUUUUCGGUUAUGGAGAUAAGGAACUAUUGCACAAGAGCGGUAGCAUUCAUCUUUUCUAUCUUAAUACUCGAGACUCGCCCUGAUUACGUAACGAUCGAAUCAUCAUCUUCGAUCUUAUGAUACCGAUACUAUAUUAUUAUCGUCUCUCUAAUUACCAUUUUUUAUUUGAAAUCUCGUGUUUCGAGUCUUUCGUAAUAGUUUCUUUGCGAUUGCUCGAACUUGAAGAGUAUUUUGUUGGUCGAACUCGAACGAAAAAGAAAGGGAAUUUUUGUUAUUAGCAUUCUAGUAAAACCACUAUUAACUACGAGUCGUUGUUUUAUCAAAGUUCAAAACGAAUAUGAUAGAUCACCGUUUGAAAUUAUUUGAAACAUUUUAACGAAAUCACUAUUGACACUGUGUCGUCAUUUUAUCGGGGUUCGAGGUUCGAUUAGCAUCCGACCUAUCCCUGCUCUUCGACUCUUACACUAUAAGUAUCUAACGUACGUGUCAUAGUACAUGUACAUACGUCCAGGCACAGCCAACUAAGAAACUUCUUUUUUUUCGUACCUCCGACAUCCAUUAUAGUUACGGGCGAAGAGCCAAGUACUUGAUUUGAAUAGUCCGUUGGUUUCUUAUCAGUGUGAUAUAGAUCAUAGGAACGGUAUACGAUGAUAUAUUUUACAAUAUCAUGAUCUAAUAACAUACCUUUUCGAAGGUGACUCUUUUCCUAAACCAUCUAGUCGUUACUUUGCUCGAAGUAGAGCUAACACCAGGGAAAGAGAGAGAGAGAGAGAGAGAGAGAGAGCGCUUUGACAAUGUACGCCAGUGUAUUAUUACUUUUCAUAGUGAUCAUUUUGUUGAUAAUCUUUGAAAAUGCACGACGAUGGAUCCAGAAGAAUUUUCCACCAGGGCCCUUUUCUUGGCCGUUUAUUGGAAAUCAAUCCCUUUUGAAACGAUUGGCUCGUAAGCACGGUAGUCAACACGUGGCAUUUUGGAAGCUUGCUGAAAGAUAUAAGAGCGAUGUAAUAAUGUUGAGAUUAGGUAUGCGUAACAUCAUUGUGGUUUCUGGUGUGGUAGCCGUUCACAAAUUACUGCGCAGCGAUGAUUUUGAUGGUCGUCCCUGGAACGAAUUCAUCAAGUUACGCAAUAUGGGUAUGAGGAAAGGUAUUACUAUGAACGAUGGAACGGAAUGGAAAGACGUUAGAUCGUGGGUGGUACGAGCGCUAAAGACCGUUGGAUAUGGCAAACGAGAGAUGUCGAACCUCAUCCAGGACGAACUAGCUAUAAUUCUGGAAAAUCUAAAAAAAGGUGGUAUAUAUCGAAUGAAGACGACGAUCGCGCCCGCUGUCAUAAACGUUCUUUGGACUUUUACAACGGGAAAGCGAAUCAACGAGGAUUCGAAAUUACGAUAUUUCAACGAUCUGAUGGAACGACGUGCUCGUGCCUUCGACAUGGCUGGAGGAAUGCUAUCUACUUUCCCUUGGAUUCGUUACAUCGCGCCGGAGACAUCGGGUUACAAUCUUCUCAUGAAACUCAACAACGAAUUGAAGGAUUUCCUAACGGAGACUAUAUACGAUCACAAGAAGAACUAUGUUCCUGGUAACGAGACCAAUUUAAUCGAUAUGUUCCUUCGCGAGAUGUACGAUCAGAAAGGAUCGAAAUACAUUUUCACAGGCGAGCAGUUGUUGAUGAUAUUGUUGGAUCUAUUUCUCGCCGGCUUCAAUACCACCGCUACUGCCUUGGAUUUUCUCUUUUUACACAUGGUCGUUCAUCAGGAUGUACAACGAAAAGUAAGGGAAGAGAUAGCGACGAAGAUAGGUUUGGACGAGUUCCCAAAGUUGGAAGAUAGAUCCAAGCUCCCUUAUGUAGAGGCCGUUAUGACCGAGGUUCAACGCAUGUACGUGGUAACUCCGAUAAUAGGCCCGCGACGAGUCUUUCGAGAUACGACGUUGGAAGGUUAUUCGAUACCAGAGAAUACCACUAUCCUCGUCAAUCUAUACAGCGUCAAUAUGAAUGCAGAUCUCUACCCGAAUCCGCACGAAUUUAAACCGGAACGUUUCUUGAAGGACGACGUUCAUCAACCCGAUAAGAACUUGGUGCUCUUUGGCAAAGGAAACAGACGAUGCCCCGGCGAGCAUCUGGCAAAAUCCGCACUUUUCCUACUUUUCGUUGGUAUUGUACAAAAAUACGCGCUACUUCCCGUACCAGGCCAAGGACCUUAUGCCGUCGAAGCAAUUCCAGGUCUAACGAUCGCACCGAAACCAUACGAGGCGAUGGUUGUACCGCAAUGACAAAUCCUUAUCUUAUGAUAACAUUGACUCUUUUCUUCCUUUUCUUUUUUGUUUUUUUCUGUAAAAAUAUUCACAAACUGGGUUACAUAUUUUUAUUCUAUCGAAUAGUUUCUUGUGAUCGACAAUAUUAGAUUUCGACCAAUUUUUGAAAUCUCUAUUUAUACGUAAUAACUUCAUUUAUAUUACGAAGUAAAAUAUAAAAGAAGCGGAGAAUUCUAUUCCGUGGAAGACUAUUUCUCUCUCUCUCUCUGCACGGAUCAGCUUUUUAAUCAGUAAUAAUAAUAAAAAUAAUAAAUAAUAA